AUGGAUGACGGGGUCGACGCUGUCCUCGCAGCCUUGGACCAGGACCUGGAGGCCGUGGCCGACCGCAUCGCCGACGGCGCGAUCGCAGCCUCGGACCCCAACCGCAGACACCCCCAAGCCACCCUUCUCAGCCGCACCGGCCUGUCCAUGAACUUUGCAGUCAAGCCCGCGAGCACUCUAGACUCAUGCGUGUGGCUGCUGCAGCGGUUCACUUUCAGGCGGCCCUGGUUGGCAGGGCGCCUGCUGGCGCGCGCGGACCUGGCGGCCGUCCUGGCAACCAUCGUCGACGCUGACAAGGCGGGGGAGACUGUGGUCGUGUCAGCCGCGGGCCUCCUGAGCAGCCUGCUGUCGAUAGGCAACAGCGUCGAAGAGCUGCACCCCGCAGCCCUGGCCCUAUGCACCCUGGCACUCGAUCGCCGCCCCAAGCUGCUGCGCACCCUGGCCGGAAUGGCUGCGGCGGGCGGCGGCGGCCGUCUUGCAACCAACGCGACCGGGCUGAUCGCCACGGUGUGCGCGCUGGAGCCGCGCGCGGGUUGGGACGUGGUGAGGGCGCCCAAGGCGCUGAAGGCUGUGAUUGGCAGGCUGGACAGUGAGGAUAACGUCAUGGACUCUGUCGCGGCGCUGGCAGCCCUGACUGGGGGGGACGAUACGGAGGCGCCCCCAGCGGGGAGCGGCAGCCCGUCGCGUGCGGCGGCGGUGUGGGAGGCGUGCGGGGGCGACGCAGUGCGACGCCUGUCUGGCGUGAUUGCGCGGCCGCAGCAGCACCCCCAGGUUCGUCACAUGGCCCUGGUCUCCCUCGGCAGCAUUGUGGCCGCGGGAGGGGAGCGCGCCGCCGCGGCGUUCGCGGCGGAGGCGGCGGUGCGGCCUGCGGUCGUGGCCGGCAUCACGGCGGUUCUGUGCUCUGGCGGCAGCCCGAGCGGGCAGUUGGCGCAGGCGGGCAUGCUGACGAGGAUGGGAUUAGCGGAAGGUGGCGAAAAGGUGGGGCUCAUGGCGGCACUGGAGUUGCUGCGCACCCCCUGCACCGCCAGCUCAGCCGCUGCCACUGGCGGCGGCAGCGGUGGCUGCGGCAGGCAGGCCGCAGACCUGGUGGCUGAAAGGCUCGAUGCGGCGACGCAAGUCCAAGCACAGGGCAAGCAGCAGCAGCAGCAGCAGCAGCAGCAGCAGCAGCAGCAGCAGCAGCAGCAGCAGCGGCAGCAGCAGGCGGCGAGCGGAAGCUCCGGAGCCACAGGCAGCAGCACUGCGCCUGCGGCGCACAAAAGCAAAGCCACAAAGGCGUGCGUCGUGUGCGGGAAGCUGGGCAGCGAUGCAGUCAAGCUGCGCAAGUGCUCCACGUGCAUGGUGGUGAAUUACUGCAGCACUGAUUGUCAGAAGCAGCACUGGAACCAGGGCGGGCACAAGCAGGCCUGCAAGGGCAAGCCCUCGUAG
Messenger RNA from Monoraphidium neglectum, 1425 nucleotides. RefSeq lists its product as hypothetical. Bases 1 to 1425 code for a protein of 474 amino acids. Lineage: Eukaryota; Viridiplantae; Chlorophyta; Chlorophyceae; Sphaeropleales; Selenastraceae. Gene Ontology annotation, biological process: positive regulation of transcription by RNA polymerase II. The record is from RefSeq and is a predicted model, not a curated record. Gene Ontology annotation, cellular component: histone methyltransferase complex; nucleus; transcription regulator complex. The transcript has 4 exons.